AUGGACGGAUCUCGCAUACACCCGGAGAACUUUAAGGAGAUCUAUACAAAAGCCUGCGAAGCCUUCACCCACAAGCUGCAGUGUCAAGUAUUCGUUCUCCUGAGCCCACCCCCCAGCCCUGAUAUAGAGAAUAUCGCGACACGGCUGGAAGAGCUCGGCGAGCGCGUCAUUCAGAUUGGAUUCCUUGGGGAGAUUGGCGAGUUCGGGAUCAGGGGUGAUAACCGCGUGCGUGCGCGCUGGGGUCCGCUUUCUAUUAAGGAGAUUUGCUUCGAGAUUAAGUGGGAAUUGACUGUUAUCAUGGAGGAACUUGCUAACGGUGGAGAUCCGUUGAUACUUGCGGAUUUAAUAGUCGAGAUUUUGGAUGCGUUGCCUUUUUGA
Molecule: messenger RNA, 378 nt
Organism: Penicillium robsamsonii
Lineage: Eukaryota; Fungi; Ascomycota; Eurotiomycetes; Eurotiales; Aspergillaceae
Exons: 1
Coding region: 1-378 (125 amino acids)
Source: RefSeq, a predicted model, not a curated record